AUGUCUGCCUUAUCCGAGCGACUCGUAAUGCAGCUGCUUCGCAUUCGCAACCGCGAACUAGAGCUAGAGACGAAGCAGCAGGAGCUGGACAGCAAGCUGAGGCAGGAGGAAGAUCUCCGCAAGGAGCUCGAGGUCGAGCAGGAGAAGCUGGCAAAGUUGCGGAGGGUACAAGAGACCCUCGAGAAAAUGAACGAAGAGCUGGAGGCGAAGUACAAGGCGGUGAAAGAGGACGACGAACUGCAGCGAAAGCAGAUCUCGGAGGAGCUGAAGAAGCGCAUUGCCGAGGUGGAUGAGGUGUCAAAAGAUUUGGCGGAGCGUGAGCAGCGUGCGCAGUCGCGAAAGGAACUGCUUUUGAAGCAACUGGAGAUCUACGAUCAGCACUCGAGCUCCGGCAAGGAGAAGUUCGACGAGCUCGUGGCGAAGCGCGCAACCGAGAUUGAGGUGCUCACCAAGAAAAAGGGCGAUAGCAUUCGCCGCACCCCGGAGCUGCGGAAACAGCUAGAGACGGAGACAGAGCAGCUGACCACCGCCAAGGCGCAGCAGGUGGUGCUCCAGGCCAAGGUGAACGAGUUCCUGGACCGUUUCUCGGUUAUUCAAUCACAGCUGAACGAGGCCAAGAAGGUGUACGAGUCUGCCUCAACCGAUAAGGACCGCAACACGCGCAUGCUCAAGGCACUGGAGAGCGACCUUGAAAUGCUUCGGCGUCGCGCCGCGACGAGUAAAGCAGAGCGCGACAAGGAGCUCGCCAAGGUCACUGCGCUGACGGAGAAGAAGGAAGCGGUACGAAGCCAAAUCAAUACCUUUGAGAACAUCACAAAGAUGCUGUCCGCGGGUGAAGAUGGCGAUGCGGCGACUGGGUCGACAGAGUCGAGAGAGUGA
Molecule: messenger RNA, 879 nt
Organism: Leishmania mexicana MHOM/GT/2001/U1103
Lineage: Eukaryota; Euglenozoa; Kinetoplastea; Trypanosomatida; Trypanosomatidae
Exons: 1
Coding region: 1-879 (292 amino acids)
Source: RefSeq, a predicted model, not a curated record